AUGGCUUCAAAAGACGAUUUCAAGCCAGCGUUGCUCAUCGUCGACCUGCAGGAAGACUUCUGCCCCCCAAACGGCUCCCUCGCCGUCGCCGGUGGCCGUGACAUCGCACCCAUAAUCAAUACCCUCCUCUCCCUCCCCUUCACACUAAAAGUCGCAACCAAAGACUUCCAUCCCCCCGACCACAUCUCCUUCGCCUCAAAUCACCCUCCACCGAACAACAAGCCCUUCGAGUCCGUCGUGACAAUCGCAAACCCCUACAAUGCCUCCGAAAUAGAGCGCACGCGUCUCUGGCCCGACCACUGCGUCCAGGGCACGCCAGGCGCGGAGCUGAUCUCUGAGCUCGAUGUAGCUAAGAUCCAGCAUGUGGUCGAGAAGGGCCAGGACACGCGGGUCGAGAUGUAUUCGGCGUUUGCGGCGCCAUUUCGGGAUCCGCCGGUUGCGAAUAGCGGGCUGGCGGAUAGGCUGAGGGAGAGCGGUGUCACGCAUGUGUUUGUUGUGGGCUUGGCCAUGGAUUAUUGCGUCAAUUUCACGGCGGUGGAUGCGGCGAAGGAGGGGUUCAAGACGUAUGUGGUUGAGGAGGCGACGAGGGCUGUGGAUCCGGGGGCUUGGGAUGAAGUCAAGGUGAGUUUGGCAGGGCAUGGGGUGAAGAUGGUUAGUGUUGAGGGGAGGGAGGUGGAGAGGGUGAAGAGCUUGGCCUCGUAG
Coniosporium apollinis CBS 100218 is the source of this 702-nucleotide messenger RNA. RefSeq lists its product as uncharacterized. Lineage: Eukaryota; Fungi; Ascomycota; Dothideomycetes. Bases 1 to 702 code for a protein of 233 amino acids. The record is from RefSeq and is a predicted model, not a curated record. The transcript is spliced from 2 exons.